AUAACACCAAUUGUUCUUCAUGGCUGGAGACGCAGAAUCAGUGACGAAGGAUGGCGGCAACGUCGUCGACCACAACUCACCAUAUUAUCUUCACCCAUCCGAUUACCCUAGACAAAUGCAAGUGAAUGAUGCAUUGUCAGACAAAAACUAUGCGGAUUGGGUGCAAGAGAUGGAGAAUUUUUUGUUUGCAAAAAAUAAAAUCGGAUUCGUUGACGGAUCUAUCAAGAAACCGGACAAGUCUUCCAAGGAUUACAUGGCUUGGAUGAGGGUGGAUGCGAUGAUCAAAGGAUGGCUUACCACCGCAAUGGAGAAGGAAAUACGAAGCAGCGUGAAAUACGCUAACACGACGUCGGACAUGUGGAUAGAUCUUCGUGAAAGAUUCGGAAAGGAGAGUGCGCCAAGGGCGUAUGAAUUGAAAAAUAAAAUCGUUGCUUCACAUCAGAAUGGUGCCACUGUUUCAGCCUACUACACAAAGCUCCGUUCUCUUUGGGAUGAGAUUCAAUCGGUUUUUCCUAUCCCACGUUGCAUAUGUAAUGGGUGCACGUGCGACAUCGGUAAACGACUUGUUGAGCAUCAAGAGAAAGAGAAACUGUAUGAGUUUCUCAUGGGGCUUGACAGUGAGUUCGGGGUUAUUAAAACCCAGAUCCUUGCCACCAAACCAACACCGGUUCUCGGAACCGCCUACCACCUCGUUGCAGAAGAUGAACGACAAAGAAUGAUAACCGAGGAGAAGAAACCCACUAUGGAAGCCGCUGCGUUUAAAGCCUUUGUCCCACAAAAACGAGAGAGCUCCUCCUCAAAUCAACAAAAAGUGAAGACACAUCCAAAAGCAACGAAGCGAGAGGAAGAGGUGCAACACUGCACCUUUUGUGAUCGAGAUGGACACAAUUGGGACGGUUGUUUCAAACUGGUUGGCUAUCCCGACUGGUGGCCAGGAAAAGCGAAGAUAGAUAAAGGCAAGCCGAAGGCUUCACGCAUUGAGGGUGGGUCGAGCCCCAUUCCGGGUCUCUCCGUGGAACAAUACAACGCAUUCUUGAAGCACUUCGAGCAUGGUGUCACUACAGGUGGUGAAGAGAUCAAACGUGUUGCUAACAUGACAGGGGCUUCGUUCGAGGAUCUUGAUUGGUGCGGGUGAGUGCAAAAGGGGUCUGUACCGAAUGGGAAUCUUUGGAGAAGGAAGGAAGGCUAUGGCGGUUACUGUUGAAAGAUGGCACAAGAGGUUGGGUCAUACAUCUCAAGAGAAACUUGCUAAAGUUGACUUUCUCAAAGGUGUUUCUUUUAAUAUUAGAGAUAAUGUUUGUGAUUCUUGUUCCAAGGCAAAACAUACAAGGUCAUCUUUUCCUUUGAGUGAAAUUAAAACAAAAGGUUGUUUUGAAUUAA
Helianthus annuus (common sunflower) is the source of this 1380-nucleotide messenger RNA. RefSeq lists its product as uncharacterized. Bases 20 to 1135 code for a protein of 371 amino acids. The transcript has 2 exons. The record is from RefSeq and is a predicted model, not a curated record. Lineage: Eukaryota; Viridiplantae; Streptophyta; Magnoliopsida; Asterales; Asteraceae.